AAAAACCACAUUUCAUUGACUUCCCAAUUCAUAGCUAAACAGCUCCUUCUCUCCUUCCCUCCCACAUCAACCCUAGCAAUCCCAGUUUUCUUCCUUCAUAUUUUUCCCCCAAUUAUGCUAAUUAAUCACUUUCUUAAUUAUCUUUGUUAAUUAAAUUCAAGUGGUUGAGGAAUAAAUUACGUGGUUGACCUGCCAGUCCAUCAAAUAUCGUAGUUUCUUGAUGUAAUUUCAAUGCCUUUUAGGUUACCACUAAUUUCAUUUUCGAUUCUUUGAAAGGUCAAACAGAGGGAUAGCAGCAAGAACGAAGGGUGGGUUGUUGACGUAGAGAGAAAAUGGACGGUGAAGAUCGAGUUAUAAGACGACGAAAGAGUUUAACAGAACGGCUAGGAUUAAAAGGAAUCGGAUGUUGUGGGUCCAGAUGGGGUAUAUUGCCAGCAACAUUAAAUAUCAUGGACGAUGAAGACGACGUAGAAGAAGUGAUGAGUCAUCAUAUAAUUCAUACACCGCCCGAAACAGUCUCUACUACUACUAGUAUAGCAUGUUUGGGUCAUAUUCCCGGAGGAAGUUCCGGGAUGAAUUUGGCGGCCGCAUUGGCCGCCGAACGUCAUUCCCGAGAGGAAGCCGCAGAGCAAGGUUCAGACAAUGCAAUUGACAAUAGCCCGAGUUCACGGCCCGGCCCGAGCCCAUUGAGGCCCGAUGUUGACGGGCCGAGGACAGUACCCGGGACACCAGCAAGAAUGUCGUUGAUGAGAUUGUUAGAAGAAACGGAGAUAUAUGAGGGAGAAUUAAUGGAGAAAGAAGAGGGGGUAGGGGGUGAAAAUGUUUGCUGUGUUUGUAUGCAGAGGAAAAAGGGAGCAGCAUUCAUACCAUGUGGUCACACAUUUUGCAGGGUUUGUUCAAGAGAGCUUUGGGUAAAUCGAGGUUGUUGUCCCCUUUGUAACAGAUCCAUUCUUGAAAUUCUCGACAUUUACUGAGGUAAAAAAAGAAUCCAAGGUUUUGGUCAUGGGGAUUUGUCCAAAAGUAAAGAAAUUAACUCAAAGUGAGGAGGUAAAAUUCGUCAAUUAUGAAUUGGGCGCUUUAAUGUAAAACGAGAGCGGGAGGAGAAUUUGAUUUGAAGUGAAAAGUUAAAGUUUCUAGUGUGAGUAUAUGGAUUAAUAGUUUGUAAAUAAGCCAAAAGAACAUUUUCUUUUCUUAAAGAAAAGAAAAGAUUUUGGACUUAUGUAGUUAAACAACUAUACUUGUACAAUGUUAGUUUUAAUCAUUCUAUAACCAAUUCAAUGUCAUCACAAAACAUGGAGUAGUCGCAA
Messenger RNA from Nicotiana attenuata, 1307 nucleotides. Its product is annotated as putative E3 ubiquitin-protein ligase XBAT35. The transcript is spliced from 2 exons. Lineage: Eukaryota; Viridiplantae; Streptophyta; Magnoliopsida; Solanales; Solanaceae. The record is from RefSeq and is a predicted model, not a curated record. Bases 333 to 974 code for a protein of 213 amino acids.